AUGACGCCGCGAAGACACAACAGAGAGUUCCUGAGGACGUGUGGUCAGGAGGACACAUGGUCAGAAGGAGGCGUGGUCAGGAGGACACAUGGUCAGGAGGACGUGUGGUCAGGAGGAGGCGUGGUCAGGAGGAGGCGUGGUCAGGAGGACGUGUGGUCAGGAGGAGGCGUGGUCAGGAGGACGUGUGGUCAGGAGGAGGCGUGGUCAGGAGGACGUGUGGUCAGGAGGAGGCGUGGUCAGGAGGACGUGUGGUCAGGAGGAGGCGUGGUCAGGAGGACGCAUGGUCAGGAGGACACAUGGUCAGAAGGAGGCGUGGUCAGGAGGACACAUGGUCAGGAGGACGUGUGGUCAGGAGGAGGCGUGGUCAGGGGGACGUGUGGUCAGGAGGACGUGUGGUCAGGAGGAGGCGUGGUCAGGAGGACGUGUGGUCAAGAGGAGGCGUGGUCAGGAGGACGUGUGGUCAGGAGGAGGCGUGGUCAGGAGGAGGCGUGGUCAGGAGGACACAUGGUCAGGAGGACACAUGGUCAGAAGGAGGCGUGGUCAGGAGGACACAUGGUCAGGAGGACGUGUGGUCAGGAGGAGGCGUGGUCAGGGGGACGUGUGGUCAGGAGGACGUGUGGUCAGGAGGAGGCGUGGUCAGGAGGACGUGUGGUCAAGAGGAGGCGUGGUCAGGAGGACGUGUGGUCAGGAGGAGGCGUGGUCAGGAGGACGCAUGGUCAGAAGGAGGCGUGGUCAGGAGGAGGCGUGGUCAGAAGGAGGCGUGGUCAGGAGGAGGCGUGGUCAGGGGAACGUGUGGUCAGGAGGACGUGUGGUCAGGAGGAGGAGUGGUCAGGAGGAGGCGUGACCAGGAUGAGGUGUGGUCAGGAGGAGGCGUGGUCAGGAGGAGGUGUGGUCAGAAGGACGUGUGGUCAGGAGGAGGCGUGGUCAGGAGGACGUGUGGUCAGGGGGACACGUGGUCAGGAGGCGUGGUCAGGAGGAGGCGUGGUCAGGGUGAGGUGUGGUCAGGAGGAGGCGUGGUCAGGAGGACGUGUGGUCAGGAGGAGGAGGCGUGGUCAGGGGGACACGUGGUCAGGAGGACGUGUGGUCAGGAGGAGGAGUGGUCAGGAGGAGUCGUGGUCAGGAGGAGGCGUGACCAGGAUGAGGUGUGGUCAGGAGGAGGCGUGGUCAGGAGGACGUGUGGUCAGGAGGAGGCGUGGCCAGGAUGAGGUGUGGUCAGGAGGACGUGUGGUCAGGAGGAGGUGUGGUCAGGAGGACGUGUGGUCAGGAGGAGGCGUGGUCAGGGGGACGUGUGGUCAGGAGGACGUGUGGUCAGGGGGACGUGUGGUCAGGAGGAGGCGUGGUCAGGAGGAGGCGUGGUCAGGAGGACGUGUGGUCAGGAUGAGGCGUGGUCAGGAGGAGGAGGCGUGGUCAGGGGGACACGUGGUCACGCCGUGCUGCCACCGCUCCUCCUGA
Messenger RNA from Limanda limanda (common dab), 1452 nucleotides. Its product is annotated as S-antigen protein-like. The transcript has 2 exons. NCBI's taxonomy places the organism in Eukaryota, Metazoa, Chordata, Actinopteri, Pleuronectiformes, Pleuronectidae. Bases 1 to 1452 code for a protein of 483 amino acids. The record is from RefSeq and is a predicted model, not a curated record.